GGUGGGAGCUUUUAUGAAGGCAACUAACCAACAAAAAAAGGUUAGUUGAAUAUGAGGAUGAUAAAUAGGGCAUUCAGAAGACAACUAGGCAAGAGCCAAUACCAUUUUCCUUCAUGGCUGAAAUAGAGAAUUUGGAACCGGAUUUGGAGGAGCUGAGGGAGAGCUACAGGAGUGGCAAAACAAAGGAAGCCUCAUGGAGGAAGUCACAACUCAAGGGUUUGCUCACUCUCCUCAAGGAACAGGAAAAGGAUAUCUUUAAGGCCCUUGAGCAAGAUCUAGGCAAACAUUAUGCCGAGUCCUACAGAGAUGAGGUGGGAACCCUAACAAAAUCUGUGAAUCUUGCAUUGAGUUCCUUGAAAGACUGGAUGUCAAGCAGAAAGGCUAAAUUACCAAUAGCUACAUUCCCCUCAACAGCAGAAGUGUUUCCAGAGCCUCUUGGCCUUGUUCUCAUUAUCUCUUCUUGGAAUUUUCCCUUUGGGCUGUCCCUGGAACCAGUGAUUGGAGCAAUAGCAGCAGGAAACUCAGUAGUUCUAAAGCCUUCAGAGCUGGCUCCAGCCAGCUCUUCUCUUCUAGCAAAAACCAUUCCUACUUACCUAGACAAAAAAGCUGUCAAGGUCAUCGAGGGCGGGGCCGCCGUUGGCGAACAUCUCCUCCGCUGUAAAUGGGACAAGAUCUUCUUCACAGGAAACCCCCGAGUGGGACGUGUUGUAAUGACUGCAGCUGCUAAUCAUCUAACGCCUGUUACAUUGGAGCUGGGUGGAAAAUGUCCAGCCAUAUUUGAUUCAUUUUCAAGUUCUUGGGACAAAGAGAUGGUGAUAAAACGAGUUCUUGGAGGGAAAUUCGGGGCCUGCGCCGGUCAAGCAUGCAUAGCGAUCGAUUACAUCCUAGUCCAAGAAGGAUUUGCACCCACCUUGCUAGAAUUGUUGAGGAACAUGACCAAGAAAAUGUUUGGUGAAAACCCUAGAGAAACAAAAAGCAUGGCAAGGAUAAUCAACAAAAAACAUUUCUUAAGGCUGAAGAACAUUCUUGAUGAUCCCUCAGUCCAAUCUUGUAUUGUCCAUGGCGGUGGGGUGGAUGAAGACAACUUGUUCAUCGAGCCAACGAUCUUGAUGAAUCCUCCUCUCAAAGCUUCCAUUAUGACCGACGAAAUCUUCGGUCCAUUGCUUCCUAUAAUUACAUUAAAGAAGAUUGAAGACAGCAUUGAGUUCAUAAACUCAAGGCCUAAAGCACUAGCCAUUUAUGUCUUCACCAAAAAUGAAACUUUGAAGAGAAGGAUAAUCUCCGAGACAUCAUCGGGAAGCGUGACCUUCAACGAUGCAAUCAUUCAGGUCCGAAUCGUGCACCGUUUGAAGCAUUGGAUUCUUGACUUCCUGAGCUUUGAAAUGGUAUAUAGAAUGUAGAAAAUAGACUUCGGGAAGUGCUCCAAAAGUGCGCAAGAAGACUGCAGCUGCUGUCCCCUGUUUUCUUCACUCUGUUUUUCCUCUCUCCUUGCUUCUCUCCUUGCAUACUUUGAACGACUUUGGCAAAGGGCUAUGGAGCUCCAAAGCUUGGUUCUUCAUGAAUUUGAGCUUCCAAAAGCUUUGCCAUGGAUUCCAAAUAACUCUCCUCAAUCUUGGAUUGUUUUGGUGAUCAAAUUACUAACAAAAACACCAAAACUUGCACAAUUUGAUUAGAAAUGAUUGCAAGGGUCCUUAACAUGUUAAUUGGGUUAAAAGUCAAUAACUACUACUCAAAAGUGUUUAAAAGAGUUAAUUACAAGCUAUCAAAUAGCACUUUUUGAGUAGUAAUCACUCCCCCCAACCGACAUAUUGCUAGUCCCUUAGCAAUGAAGGAGAGAAAAAUAAAAAUAAACAAUACUAUAAUUUACAACAUCAUGCUAAUCAAAAAACAAUUCUCAAGUGGCAUGAUGAUCUAACUCUCACAUGGAACAUUAAAGAAAUAAAACUCAAACUUCAACAAGAGUUAUCAAAUAACUUGUCUAAUCACAAUUCAUAAAGAGAAGGCAUUAUGCAAAUUUAAGCUUUAAAAUCAUUUGCACUUCCAAAGGGUCAAACCUUACUCUUCCACAAAAAUCUAAGUGUUAUUUAUUAGCUUCCGAAUAUAGUAUGUCAAACUAAUCUCUCCACCCAACCUAGUUCUUUUUCAAAGCUUAGCAAACUAAUCAACCUCUAAUAGGCUAAGAACGCACCUCUUUUUUUUCACAAUUUUUUUCAUUGUAGGAGUACAAGGCUUAAAGGUAUUCUCUUUUUUUUUAAUUGUCCAUGUAACGGGGGUCCAUCGAUGACUCCCAACCAAUUAAGGUUUAGGGCAUCAAGCUUUAAGGAUCUUUCAACCACUAACUCCUCGGAUUUUACCCCGGACUUUUGAGAAUGAAUUUUAAUACCCAAGCACCUACAGUAUGUUAAACUCCACCUAUCCACCCUUGUAACGAGCAUUGAGGUCGGUGACUCCCAACCAAUGAAGGCUUAGGGCACCAGGUUUUAAAGAUUUUCACCAUAUACCCCUCAGACCUUGCUCGGGUUUCAAGGUAAGCAAACAUUUUGCUUUCUUUCUCUUUUUUUUUUUUUUUUUCUCAAAGGCUCAUUGGCCUUUCAUAAGGUGUCCCAACACUAUUAAAUAAGGUCAAAGGUACCAAGUCUAAAAUUUUCCUAAGUCAAGAGGGAAAUAGUUUUUCAUCUUAUACUUGGAACCUAUUGUGCACAGUGUGUGAAUAGCUUAAAGUGGAAGAACUGAGGUUGAAUUCAAUAGAAGUUUCAACAAUUCAUCAACUUUAGUAAGCAUAAUACAAACUCUAAGUCAAGUAAAAAGACAAAAAUUCAAUUUCUCCCAUUUCAUUUUGAAAAUUUUUCCUUAAUAACCAUGGAGAGUAGAAUAAAAACUUUAAAAAUUUUUAAAUUAAGCAAAAAGCAACUAAAUUACCAAAAUAACUUAGCAUUAUUAACAAUACUUACUUCCUCAACUCUCCCCCCAACCAAGCUGAACAUUGUCCUCAAUGUGAAAAAAACGAUUAAAAAAUAGGGAGGAAGUGGUACCUCUUGAGUGACAUGGAGUCUGAGUCAUAUAGGAGAAACCACAUGUUUCAAAGAAAAUAUAAGAGUUAGUGAGUAGAGGAAAUAGGAAAAUGCCAAGUUUAAACAAAAAUGAUGUCUAUGUAUGAUGUAUCAUCAGUAAUACAUCCAAUCCCAAAAUGUAAGACAUCAAAAUAUGGAAUUAUAAUAAGUAGAGACAAAAAGUAAAGAGAUGAUCAAGUAAUGGUAAGGUCCUGUGGAGUUUAUGCGUCUGUGGUGGCCUCUUGAAUGGGUUGGAUCAGGACUUUGACCUCUGUUCUGGUAGUCUCCUUAGGUGGCAUAGUCUCCUCAACUGGAGCUCUCAGUUGGUAGCUAUGGGAUUUGAUGGUUUAAGGAGGUAAGAAAUGGAAUGAGAGGCUUAGUGUGUGUGAUCCCAGGGUGUGCAGGGCUCUCCUCUUCAGAUGCAUGAUUGUGAGGCUCUAUUGGCAUUUUAGCAACUUCCCUUGGCUUUGCAAAGUGUUUUUGCAAACCUUCCUCCAUUUCGCAAGUCAAUUUUGCAAUUUGAUGGCCAUUUCUAAGCUUGGAGGUGAUUUCGCAGCCAUUUCAAAGUUUGGAGAUCAUUUCACAGGCAAUGGGCAAUUUCGCAGCCCAUUUCUGAAGCUUGGAGCAUUUUCGCAGCAGGAGGUGGAUUUCGUAGAGGAGGGGAAUUCUCGCAGCCCAUUUCGUAACUUAAAAGUGAUUUCGCAGGUGUAUCGCAGCUUCAAAAAUGAGGAGAACUGUGCUGCAAAAUGGCACUCGUGUGCCAAAAGUGGUUUCGCAGCUGCGAAAUACCCUUCCAAAUGGUGUCUCGGUUGCGAAAUUCUCGCUCAGCUUUGCGUGCUUGUCUUCAAAUAACUAUAACUUCUUCAUUUCACCUCCAAAUCACAUACCGUUUGAAGCGCUGGACUCCUGACUUCCCAAGCUUUCAAACAAGAUAUCGUAUGCAUAAUUUGAGCUCCAAAAAGUGCUUCAAAAACGUGUCCAACAGUAGCAAAAUUGAGGUGCGGCAUUUCCGCUCAUGGUUUGCACAGUCAUCUUCAAACAGCCAUAACUUUUCCGUUUCAAAUCCAAAUCUAGCACCGUUUGAAGCUGUGGACUCGUGACUUCCCAAUCUUUCCAACGAGAUAUUGCAUGCAUAAUUUGAACUUCGGAAAGUGAUCGAGAUGUGUCCAACAAUUGCCGAAAUGAGGGUGCGACUAUGAAAUUGGGAUUUUUCAAUUUUGGGACUUCGCAGCCGUUUCGCAGCUGCGAAAUGGGAGUCACUGUGCUGCGGAAUGGCACUCGUGUGCCAAAACCGGCUUCGCAAUUGCGAAAUACCCUGCGGAAUGGGACUUUUGGUGCGAAAUCAAGCUUUACCACUUCGCAAUGCGUUUCGCAGCUGCCAAAUGGAUGCUACUGUACUGCGAAGUGGCACUCGUGUGCCAAAUUCACUUUCGCAGCUGCGAAAUACCCUGCCAAAUGGAGCUUUGACUGCGAAAUUGAGAAUUUUCACGCUUUGGAGCUUCGCAGCCGUUUCGCAGCUGCGAAAUGAGGGUCACUGUGCUGCGAAAUGGCACUCGUGUGCCAAAAGUGCUUUCGCAGCCGCGAAAUCCUCUGCGGAAUGGGACUUUUGUUGCGAAAUCAGCCUUUUUCACUUCGCAAUGCGUUUCGCAGCUGCGAAACAGAUGCUCCUGUGCUGCGAAGUGGCACUCGUGUGCCAAAAUGGGUUUCGCAGCUGCGAAAAUUUUCGCAGAGACUUCUACAGUGUUGCGGAAUGGUUUGGCAACAAAAUGCCGAUUUCGCAGAGGCUGCGAAAUCUCGCAGACCCCUGUUUUUCCCCUGUUUUUCGCUCCGUUUGACUCCGAUUUUGCUCCGAUUUUGCUCUGAUUUUUUUUCUUCAAUUUCUUUGCAAUUCCUCUUGAUUUUGAUCAUCCAAAAACCUAUAUUACAUCAAAACAAACUAGAUUUAAAGCAUUGAAAUCAAAAUUAAAGCAUUGAAAUCAAAAUUAAAACACUGAAAUCAAAAUUAGAACAAGUAAAAAGUAAAAUAAAAAGAUAUGGACUAGCUAGUCUUUAAAAAGACUAAGUCCAUCAAAAAAUUUGAUCCUUAUUUAGCUUGCCCGGAUCCCAUAUGAAGUUUGCAUCCCUCACUUGAGAUGUGAUCUGUAUGAUUUUGUCAUACAAAGCUUGGAGAAAAGGUGGAGGCAUGUGUUUCUUCAUCAAUUCUUCCUUGAUGACUAUCCUCAGUGGUUCUCUUUGUACAUUAACAUCAUAGUCAUCUUUCUCUAUGCUUUUCCCCUUUUUCUUUCCUUUGAUUUCCUCCCUCUUUUCUUUCUCUGUUUCACUAUCUACCUUAUGCUCUAGCUUGCAUGUGGGCAGAUCAACCUCUUUACCACUCCUCAGAGUGAUCACUUCUUCAAUUUCCUUCUUUUGUGAAGGUUCUCCCUCCUCAGCCUCCAUUUCAUGGAUACUCAUGGAAUUUUGAUAAGGUUGAGAAGGAGAGUUUUCUUUCUCUUGCAUUGUGUUGAGGUUGGAAAGCCUUGAGAUUGAAUCUUGGAGAAUAUCUAACUUCUGAGAUAGAUCAUUUUGCAUUUCAUCCAUCCUUUUAUUCAAAGUACUCUCCAUUCUAUCAAUUCUUUGAUCCACUCUGUCCAUUCUUUGAUCCACUCGAGCAUUGGUGGCUUCUUGCUUUCCCACAAAAUCUCCCACGACCUUGCAAAGAUUCACCAUAGCUUGUUCAAGGUUUGAGGCUUGCUGUGGUGCUUGAGCAGGUUGCUGAUACUGAGGUGGCUGUGGUUUCCAAGAGAAAUUUGGAUGGUCCCUCCAAUUGGAAUUGUAGGUGUUGCAAUCACCAAACAUUUCCCUCUCCGUUGGAAUGAUAGGACACUCUUCAACCAAGUGCUCAUAAGAUAGACAAAUGGCACAAGGCAUAGUUUGCAAUGGUGUUUGAGAGAUGGCUUGCGCUUCUUGCAUCUGGUUCAUUUCUAGCUCUUCCAAUCUCCUUUCCAUAGCUGCAAUUUCUGCCUUCAUGUUCAUACCAUCAUUCAAAAUAUACAUCUCACCCUUAGCUUUAGGUUGAGACUUCAUUCUCCCCAUAUCUCGAGCAUUUGGUUCAUCCCAUCCUCUUGAGACUUCAGCCACAUAACUCAUGAAGUUCAUAGCUUCCUCUGCUAUGGUAUUCAAUAUGGCAUGCACAACUAGUAAAUUGUGAAUUAAAAACAGAGAACACAAAAGAAAACAAAAGAAAAACAAUUCAAAGAAAGAAAAUUAAGGUAAACUAAAAACUAAAUAAAAGGUAUACUAAAACAUGAACAAUAAAGAAAUAAAAAGAGUUAGUUAAAGGAAAAGAAAAGUCACCAAACUUGUGAUGAAGAUCACAAGUACUCUAGAAAGGUGAUAUCACUGUAAAGUGGCACCACCCCCGGCAACGGCGCCAUUUGAUUCGUCCCUAGUAGCGGCAGUGGCAAUGGCACCAUUUGAUUCGUGGUUCGAUCCCCGGCAACGGCGCCAUUUGAUUCGUGCCCAAUUGGUGUCUCAGCUGAUUCGUGUCCAGCUGGUGCUCCUUGAUUGAGGGAGUAAUCAACAAAAUUUAUAACCUAUUACACCAUAUACUAGGGUAGCAAAGACAAAGCUACUAUAGCAUAGUGGCUCUAGGAUCGUUCACUGGGAUGGGUUUUCACUUCACAAUUGAUAUUAAUUCAAAGAUGAAUUGGUGUCUUUUCAUUUCAAGGUUAGCUUUAAAAGAAAACAUAAACUUGUUUAAAUGGAAAAAGUUCGGUUUUAAACUAACCAAAAAUAGUAACUGAUUUUACUUACAAAGAAAGAUGUUUCUUGGAGUUUAGAUCACUAGGCUCAGGUUCCUCAUGCAAAAAGGGGGAGUUCCGGUCACUUGUUUCUUUUCCUCGCAUUAGAGAAUUAACAUAUAGUUCCUUCUCCAACCGGUAUUAUACAGAUGCUUCCCAUUAAUGGGUUCAAACACUAAAUCCCUCUCACUGAUGCAACUUGCAAUGGUUCAUGCCUCUCACCUAGCACUUGCCAUUCAAGGUGAUCUUUAACCUUGGAUUACCCGUCAAAAGCUCGCAAGAGAUAACUAAUGGAUGUCUCCUUGGAGUCCAAAAGCUUACCAAGUGUUGGCUAUUCUAGAAAAUCCUACCUUCAAGUCACCUCCCAAAGGCUCGCAAGGGGUAAACUAGUGCAUUUCCAUGGUUGGAAAUCACUUGCCUUACCAAGUGUUGGCCCAGGUGACUCUAAGGUGUUUUAAGUUAACUAAAAACAUAGAAAUCACUAACGGGUCACACUUUCUCUUCAUUAAAAACUAAAACAACAAAACUUCCAAAUUAUGCAUGUGGAAACUUACCCGGCUUUCCUCACUCCAAGAGACAAAAAGCUUAGCCUCUCAUCCUCUGUGGAAAAAUCCUCAGAGUUUGGUUGGCUAGAAAAUGAAAAUGAAAGAGAAGACAAGAAUAUAUAUCAAAAACAGAGCAAGUGCUCUGUUCCUUGAUUCUAUAUAUGAUAUAUCUAUAUAUUACAUACUUCUCCGAGAGUCUCCUGAGAGUGUUUACAAGAGAGUUUAUAUAGGAAGGUAAUUUACCCUUCCUUGGAUACUUCCUAGCUAAGGAAUUACAUGAGUGGUUGAAUACAAGGAGAAAAUGGAAAUUUAGACACAAAAAUCUGAAGAAAAAUAUCUAAAAGAGUCGGUGCAAAAAUAUCGGGAAGCUCCAGGAACAUUUCGCAGGUGAAAAAUAGUGUCUGCGAGAUUUCGCAGGCACUCAAGAAGGCUGCGAAAUAUUUUCGCAACAACAAGUUAAACUCGCAGGGCUGCGAAAUUGGCUUCCACCUUGAGGUUCUCAGCGUUCCAGCUUGCGGCAUGUAUCGGGUAGCUUCAGGAGGAAUUCCAUAGCACUGUACAAAAAGGCUGCGAAAUUCUCGCAACAAAAGGCUGAUUUCGCAACACUUUGGAGUGAUCUGCUUGUAAUGGUUGUAACUCCUUCGUUUCAGGUCCGAAUCGUGCACCGUUUGAAGCAUUGGAUUCUUGACUUCCUGAGCUUUGAAAUGGUAUAUAGAAUGUAGAAAAUAGACUUCGGGAAGUGCUCCAAAAGUGCGCAAGAAGACUGCAGCUGCUGUCCCCUGUUUUCUUCACUCUGUUUUUCCUCUCUCCUUGCUUCUCUCCUUGCAUACUUUGAACGACUUUGGCAAAGGGCUAUGGAGCUCCAAAGCUUGGUUCUUCAUGAAUUUGAGCUUCCAAAAGCUUUGCCAUGGAUUCCAAAUAACUCUCCUCAAUCUUGGAUUGUUUUGGUGAUCAAAUUACUAACAAAAACACCAAAACUUGCACAA
Molecule: messenger RNA, 8360 nt
Organism: Vitis vinifera (wine grape)
Lineage: Eukaryota; Viridiplantae; Streptophyta; Magnoliopsida; Vitales; Vitaceae
Product: aldehyde dehydrogenase family 3 member F1
Exons: 10
Coding region: 114-1400 (428 amino acids)
Biological process (GO): aldehyde metabolic process
Cellular component (GO): cytoplasm
Molecular function (GO): aldehyde dehydrogenase (NAD+) activity
Source: RefSeq, a predicted model, not a curated record